CCGUGAUCAGACGCCUUUCUAACCGCAGGUUACGUGACAAAAAAACGAAAUAAACAAAAAAGUGAAAACGGACUGGGACUAUCUGUCAGUGCUGCAUUUUAUGUGGUUCCUCCGGAACUUUUUCAGUGCAUCGGAACACAGUGUGAAGGAUUGUUGUUUUGACAUUGCAAUUUGGAAUUUCAUCUUACCCGCAAUAUGAUGUUGUGUGAAGUUCAGCGUUGAUGUCAUUUAAUCCAUCAACCAUCCCCUGGACUUCAAUGAAAUUCGGCUAUUUUCGGCCUAUGGAACACGCAGGCAUGGAGACUAAUAUCACACUAUGGCAAUUUCUCCUGGAGUUGCUGCUGAGCAAUCAAUACACGCACAUCAUCACGUGGACCAACAACGACGGCGAAUUCAAGUUGCUGAAUGCGGAAGAAGUCGCACGGCUAUGGGGUCUCCGGAAAAACAAGCACAAUAUGAACUAUGACAAGCUCUCUCGGGCUCUACGGUACUACUAUGACAAAAACAUCAUACGAAAAGUUUUGGGACAGAAAUUCGUGUACCGGUUCGUCUCGUUCCCCGAGAUUGUGAAAACAGAAAACAAGAUUCCCUUCCACGUGAAGAUGGAAACCAUCAACAAAGCUCAACAGCCUUUCAGGCAGUCCCCUCCUCCACAGCAGGCACACAAAAGCCCGCUGUACGGAUUGCCAAAACCCGAACCUUUGUCUCCCAAGAGGCACCAGGAACUGUACGAGUGUCGUCCUAACGCUCUCUACUUGCUGUCUCGUCACCUGCCCUCGGACUUGAGAAGAGAACCCAAAAGGUCCUUCAGCGACGACGACGACGAACUCAGUCCUCCACAGGACCACGACGAGGGCUCUUGCGAAGGACCUCGUGACCUCAGCACCAAUGGCUCAUCCAAACGCAUCAAGUCUGAGCCGGACACGAGCGAUUCCUGUCACUCUCCGUCUGGAUCGUCUGGCAGUGGAAGUCCUGCCCCAUCCUUGGGGGGUGGCAGUACGGGCUCUGGCGCCACGGUGUCCAUCUCUCGACCCAAACCAAAGCCCCCGCCGAUCGGACCCAUCUCCACCUCAGCAGCGGCCGCCCUGGGAUCCUUGCAAACUCCGAUUGUGACCUUCGCAAGCCCCUUUUUGCCCCAGAGCAAGACCCCGUUGGUGACACUUCCGUUCUGGAGCCCCUUCGCUCUGCCCAGUCCACGUGGAUACUCAGGCAGUGGCAGUGGCGGAACACACUUUCAGUUCCCCAGCACCCACGUGGGGCUCACAUCUUUUCCUCCCCUCAGCCCUUUCUUGGGACACCCUUACUCGCCCUUCGAUCCUCAGCUGCUGCUGUCCCCUGCAAAGUCCAUUCCUGUGCUCCAAUGAACUGAUUCGCACUACUUCUUUGUAGAAUAGCUCAAAUCGCCGUCGAACUCCAAUGAAAUCUGGAGCAGCCUGCACUGUUUGGGAGGAGGAAAGUCGUCCAUUCUGCAGCAAUCCGUUUUCCAAAAUCUUUGCGACUGUCCUGGUCUUUGACUGAAAACCUUUCCUGACAAGAUUUUCGCUCAAUAAUCACUGAAGUGUCUUCUGGAGAGUGUUUGCCCCCAAGAUCUUUGUGCCUUUGAUAUGGUGUCUUAAAGACUAUGUGCCUGAUGAAGUAUUUUAUUCACUGCCCAUCUAUGAAACCACGUUAGCAGACAAUUAUGUAGCGGAGUGCAGGUUUGUGGCACCAAAAUCACCACUCAUUUAAUGAAACACGAUUCAGUGUAUCUACAUCUUUAUCUACGUAAUGCAGCUGCAAUAUAAAUAGUAACAUGAAAAGCUGAGCUUCUUGUAAAUGAACUAAAAAUCUUACCUAUGAUAACCAGGUUUCGUUUAGAUUAACGUGAAUCUUUAAGUAUGAAAGAACUCUUGCGCUGUGAUAAAUUGUUCAGAAAAUUAAUUUGAACAGUCUUUUUUUUUUUUUUAAACUUUUACGUAGAGACUAGUAAAAAAAACUCGAUUCCACAGAAUGUAAAAAAAUAUAAGAAUCUUCCGUGUUUUUUCUUAUACUAGUCGAUUACUCGAUAUGAAGAAUUUCCUAGAGCUUCGGAAAUAGGCCACCACAUCCAGCGUGCUGGAAGGCUUCUCAUUUCUAGUUUCUUACGUUCUGAGAGAAUAUUGCGACAUCGAACGACUGUAGAAACAUAUGUGUAAUAUAUUUUUUGAUGGACCAAUUGUUUAUCAGUUAGAAAAAGUGUCUGAUGUCUGAUCGCUACAUCUUCUGCUCAAAAUCAUCCGUCAGAUUGUCUGAGCCUGGCUGAUGUCUUCUACCUCAAACGAAAGGCUUCGAACCAUCUUGCUCAAUCGUUUAGAUCAUGACUCACUGUAACCAAGAAGUGCCUGGGGAAAGUGCAGCCUUUAUUUUUGAUGAUACGUGCAUUACAGAAUUUUAUUAUUUACACGAAGAGUUCAUUUUGUUCUAUGUAGCGCCGGAUUAACCAUUUUAAAGUAGCAAUCUAUUUGUCACCGCAGAUGAAUAUAAAAUUUUCAUUCACCCUGUUCAAUUGAUCGGUAGUUGAUACAGUCAUGGCAGAUUAAAAUUAAAUUUUCUCUGACCAUGUUCAAUUGAUAAGUGAUCAAUGAAGUCAUUGCAAAUUAAAAUCACAUUUUCAUUGACCGCGUUAAUUGAUCAGUAGUCAAUAAAAUCUCACAAUCAAAUUGCUCACUAUAGGGGAGGGGGACUAGUAGAUUUUUGCUACAUUAAAAAAAAAAAAACAACCUUUAUGUAUAAAAGAUACAUUCCUCUGAUUUUAAAUACCUUUUGAAUUUUCAGUAAAGUAUAUGUCAAAAAUUUGAUGAUCUCCGAUCAAAAUAGCAGCAGUUUACUUUUUAAAUUGAAGGUGUUAGGCAAGAUCACAUUUGAUUCGACAAUCCAGUCUGAUUAUAAACCGAAGCAAAAAGCAUACAUUUAUAGAAUUCAAAAUCUAAACUGUAAAUCAAUAAUCAGCAUUCCUACUGUAAACUAAAGUAGACAGUUUAUACUGAUUAAUUGCACCAAUGUCUCUCAAACAGUGUUUCCAGUGAAAGUUUAAAAGUACAAAUAGUUAAAUGCAAAUCUUUUGAUAACUACUCAUACUCUACCAAUGCUACCCACCACACUUAGUUAUUUUAUUUCACUCGAUGAUUAAAGUAAAGCAGUCAACGUGUAUCUUAACAGUUUUACAAUAUCCAAACUGUGUCCAGGUUGGUGCAUGUUGAGCAUGCCGCCUCAAAGUGAAAAUAGGUUUCGCUCAUGUAUUGAGCCACCGCACAGAUGAGCCACUUCAUUAGAUGCACAUUAAACUCUCGCGUAAGAUGUAAUAUUAACUAGAUACACGAUGAGAAAUUGGUUCAAUGAGCAACUGAAUAGACGGGCAAGCGUCCAAAAAGCGCAUGCGCUCAAACAACUUUGCCGAGGAUGCAAUCGGCGUUGCAUACACUGGAGAUCAGUGGUUGCAGUUGCAUUUUGGAUUGACCGCUUUUGCCUGUUUAAUCUAAGAUUCGCGCGGCCAGUGGCUGUUGCAAAGGAGUUUUGUAUCUAGUAAUACUAAAUCUAUAAGUGUGCUCUAUAGUAGGCUUAGUUUGCUUCGUUUUUGAAGCAAAUUUAGCUACGCAGAUGAAAAAAAACCAAACUAAUAGCAUUUAUCCAAGUAGCAUCCCUCAUUUCAUAAACAUUUUAAAAUGAUGGUCAAGACUGUGACAACCAUUUUAAAAUGUUACGUGUGUUACUGGAUAAAUGAAAUAAAAGUUACGGUUUUUUUCUUAAAUUAAUUCCUUGCAAGCCAAUAGUUCAUGGUUAAUCCGGCAAUAGAACUAGAACAUAUUGCAUUUAAAGUAUUUUGUAUAGUAGGAGUACUAUGUUUAUAAUUCUGAACUAGACAUAUUGUGGACUGUUGACUUCUUUUUCGAGAAAAGAGUUUUUAGGUUCAUCAUGAGAUGUUGUUACUCGAACCAAUUUUGAACGUCAUAUUUUGUAGAUUUUAACUGAGAUGAUGACUUCUUUGUAACCAACCAUUACUUUCAUUUUCUGCUGUUUGUGUAAGGUGUACUUUUAUUCUUUGUGCAAUAAUUCUUCACUUGUCUAAAGUUUUUUUUUUCUUUUAAACGUUUCAUAAGAAUCUGAUUUGAUAUCAAAAACCAACAGUAUAUUUUUUUUUCUUUUGAAAACGAACAUUUUGAGUAAGACAAAGUUUCUGCACUUAUUUUUUCUUUCUUUUUUUUUGUGAUAUUUCGUUAAAAUUUUCUUUAAAAAAUAUUUCAUUAGGAAAAAUUCCCUAUAAUAUCUAUUGUUACCUAAAAAGUGAAACACUAAAUUGAAUUAUCCGUGCUUUAAAUUUCUUUCAAUCAAACGCUAUAGCAAGUGGUGCAUAUAACAGUGUAACUAGUUUCUAAAAACAAUGUAUAAAAUUCGUCAUAAACAGCACACAGGACACUAACUAUAAAAGUAUAAAAUUUAAAAUCAGUUGUGAAAAAAAUAAAUAGAAAAAAUGUAGAUGCGAGAAGAUGUGGAAAUAAACUAAAGGCGUUAAAAAUUGUAAUUCUAAAAAUAAUGGCGUCCCUUGCACAGGUGCCCCCCCCCCCCCCACACACACACACACAUGUCAAAAAGAGUAAUGGUUUAUGCAAACAUGAAGUUUGUAGAAUUUUGUGGGGUAACGAAAGUUUAGAUUAAAAGACAAAUAUAAAGUAAGAAUGCAUUGUAUGUAAAAUUAGCCCUAGACGCAUAUGUAACCGCCUCCUCUCCACAAUAUUGUGCUCUAUUUCCCGGGAAAUUUAAUAGAUUAAACAUAAUUUAAGAUUUCAUGGGGGAAAUUUCAGAAUAAAGUAAUGUUUUUUUUAUAAAUUUUAAAAUCCGGGAUGGUCCUCCCCCCACCCCAACCCCUCUCCCCGUAGUGACGCUGCUAUCUAAAAAUAAACUAGCUGUAAAAUCAGUUUUAUUAACCUUAUAAAUGAAAUAUUUAAAAGUGUGCAGAAUUUACUGAAAAUCUUUAAGAUAUAAAAUAUUAAAUAUGAUCAAUAAUUGUAGCAAUUCAUUAAGUUGAUUGAAAAGCAAAAUUAAUUAGAAAAAGUAACGAGAAUAAAAACUUAAAAUCUUUUUACAUUUUCUGUUUCACUUAUUAGCAGCAAUUUAAUCAAUCAAUAUAUGAUUUUAUUUUAUGAAUUCGUAGAUAUCCAUUAUUUUCUGAACUGUUGGUAUUUUUGAUUCAUUUCGUUCAUUAUUGGGUUGUUUUUGUACAGAUACUGAUAAUUUCUUUUGUACAGAUCUCUAUCGCUCUCUUAGAGAUGGACCAAAUCGCGGCCUUGUAUCAUAGCGCUCUUCUAGUUCAGUUCUGUCUGUAAUAAGAUACAUUAUUUACUGUUAAAUAAAAGGUAUUAUUCAAA
This is a messenger RNA of Uloborus diversus, 5381 nucleotides long. Its product is annotated as ETS domain-containing protein Elk-3-like. NCBI's taxonomy places the organism in Eukaryota, Metazoa, Arthropoda, Arachnida, Araneae, Uloboridae. Bases 222 to 1364 code for a protein of 380 amino acids. The transcript is spliced from 3 exons. Gene Ontology annotation, biological process: cell differentiation; regulation of transcription by RNA polymerase II. The record is from RefSeq and is a predicted model, not a curated record. Gene Ontology annotation, molecular function: DNA-binding transcription factor activity, RNA polymerase II-specific; sequence-specific DNA binding. Gene Ontology annotation, cellular component: nucleus.